Molecule: messenger RNA, 4132 nt
Organism: Loa loa (African eye worm)
Lineage: Eukaryota; Metazoa; Nematoda; Chromadorea; Rhabditida; Onchocercidae
Exons: 29
Coding region: 14-4132 (1372 amino acids)
Cellular component (GO): cytoskeleton
Molecular function (GO): protein binding
Source: RefSeq, a predicted model, not a curated record
UUGCAGAAAUUUAAUGGGUGACGUAGGCGUAUCACUGUCAGAAAUAGUCGAAGUACGUGGAUGUGGUCUAAAUGAUGAUGAAUUGCUUGCAUUAAUUAUCAUUGGCUGUGAAGUGCUUACUAAAACGACUGCAGGAGUAUUCUCUCCCGAACAUGUUAUUUUACACACCGACGGUGAACUUGAGAUAAAAUCCGUUUCGAGGGAUAAAGUAAGCAGGGAAUAUGUACCUCCUGAAAUGCAACAAGGCAAUACUGAUGUUGACCCAGGCGCUGUGCAUGUAUAUUGUCUCGGGGAAGUUAUCCGAUUUGCUGGUGCUGCCGAAUCAGGCAAUGCAGAUUUGUUUUCUUUGUUGAACGUAAUGACUGUGGCUCAUAUUGCUACACGGCCAUCCGUCACUCGCCUUGGACAAAUGGCUAAAAAUAAGCUUACAAUUCAAAAUCCAAAGGCUUUGCUGGCAGAAAUGUAUGUUUUAGUUAUGGGUGAUGAAGCGGAGGAUGUCGAUGAUUUAGACAUUUCUUCUGGUGAAUACAUGCCAAAUUCGCUUGGUGAAAAUGGUGGUUUGAGAAGCUUGAAGUGGAACCAAGCUGGAACAAGCAGGAGCGAUACCUGUGAUCGAUCUAGAAAAGUGACACAAGCAGAUCCAUUUGAUGGUGGAGAAGGCACCGAUGUUUGGGAGUUAUCAGGGGGCGAUCCAUUUAGUUCGGUAACGAUCGCAGAUGAACAAGUGUUGCAAGAAGCAAAAGAUGAAAACAGUCUACUACAGGAAGAGAAACAACAAAAGUUGUCCGCAGGUAAAAUUGGGGUGCUUUUGGAGCAAAAUGAAGAGGAAGGAAAAUCGGUAGUUGGAAACAAUUUGCAUAAUUUGCCGACGCAAUCUGUUUCUUACGAUUUUGAUGAUGAUAUUGUGGAAUAUAGCGAAGAAAAUAUUCCUGCCGAUGAAUUGAACUCCAUAUCAACGGUUAUCACUGCAGAACAUAUUGAGAAGGUGAGCGAAAUUUUGGAUUAUAAUGGUCAUAAGCUUCUUUCUACCAACAUAAUCCAUGAAUAUAAUGAUUCUUUGUCUUCUUUGUCACCCAUUUCGGAGGUUGACGAAGGACAAAAAAUGAUUGCAUCUACAAUUCUGUCUUCAGAUUGCCAAAAGAUUGCUGAUAAACAAGGUUCACUGGAAGAAUCUAACUGUGAUUCACCGUCCAGUAAUAAAAAUGAGGAUGUACCAGAGCUUGUCUUGUCAAAAGAAGAAAAUGGGAAAGAACCGCCAUCACGAGUUUUGGAAGCUAGGGUAAAAGGAAUCGUAGGUACAAGAAAAGCUUCUGGUAUCUCAGUUGCUUCUGAGCAGCAGUUCAUGAGGCGAAAUUCGCUUUUGCCAAAUAGGAUAAGUGGGCGAAAAUCCUCAUCGAAACAUUUCAAACGAAGGUUGAAAGCAGAACCAGAAUUUGUAAAAAAUGCGAACGCGUCAUCUAUAUGUUUGAAGGCACCCGCUCAAAGAAAAAAAAAGGUGACACUACACAGAAUAGAACAUACGGACGUAACCGUUGAGCUGCUUAGUGGAAAGCAUGUUGAAGUGAGCUGUCGUUCGGAUGCUGUUGCAUCAGAAAUUGCUGAUGUUGUCAUGAGGCACAUGAAUUUCAGUGAGAACUCGUUCUUUGGUUUAACUGUACUGAGGGAUGGCGAACAUUUCUUUUUGGAUGGUCAUCAACGUCUGGAAAAAUUUGCACCACCCGGUUGGAAAAAUGCAAGGCAAUAUGGAUCAUCCAAAAGGCUUUACAUGUUAUUUCUACGCUUUCGAUAUUAUCCAGCAUCAGUCGCCUUUAUACGAACUGAAGUUGUGCUUCAUGAGUUAUACUUACAACUGCGGCGGGACAUUUUGGAUGAUCGCAUUCAACCAAAACGUGGUUUAUUAUAUGAUUUAGCUGCAUUUGCUUUGCAAAGCGAAUACUCUGAUCAACCGAAUGUAACAAUUUUGGACUACUUUGAUGUGCAACAUUAUAUACCGAAGAGGUGUUUGGAUAACUGCAGCGAAAAAACAGUAAUCAGGGAUGUAAUGGAGAGGCACGGAAGAUACCGCGGAAUGAAGCAUCAGGACGCUGAGAAGCGUUUUAUUUUGCUCUGUCAACGGUUACCUGAUUAUGGUGCUCAUUUACAUCGCGUUUUCGCAUCUAAACCAUCGAUAAAUCUCGGUAAUACUCCCCUUGGUGACCCUGAAACUGGCGUGGCACAGUGGAUUGCAAUUAUGACACGUGGUAUUGUACUUUUCGAAGAAGAAAGUGGUGGUCGGCAUGCCCAAAUAGAACACCUUUGGCAAAAUACGCAAACUUUACAGUUUGAUAAGAAGCGCUUCGUGAUUGCUUCCGAAAUCCAUGAGCCAUCCACCAAUGUCUUCUAUACCGACCAUUAUACUAAAAGUGCCUAUUUUGUUCGUUUUGCGGCUUCGCAGCAUCGUUUUAUGAUAAAAAUGCGACAGUGGAAUCAUACUUUAAGACGUGAUAGCCCUUUCCAGUUCCGUAGAAUGCCGGAUGUUGGCGCGGAUACAAAUUUUAUGGAAGAGGUACCGUCGGUGCAUUAUAUGAAUACUCCUGAUAUACCAAACAUGCCGGAACCCGUUUUUACUGGAAGCAGUAAUCAAUAUACCUCAGGCGAUAGCCCAUCACAGAAUUAUACGAAGGCUGUGCAUGAUUCCAGUUUCGAACCGAAAGCCAGUUUAAUAAAUGAUCGAGUUUUGGAAGAGAUUUCUCUUGAAGAAUUCGUUGAGAAUGGUGAUGGAUAUACCUUAGAAAUUUUGUUGGAAAAGGAUCCAAAUAGUGGCCUCGGUUUAACGUUGGUUGAUGGUAAUCUAAAUGGUAUAAAAGGUGUAUAUGUGAAAUCUGUAUCCGAAGGAGGCGUCGGAAAAAAAGGAGGAGUGAAUGUUGGUGAUCGACUACUAAGUGUCAAUGAUGUGUCACUUAUUGGUAAGGACAGGCAUGUAACUGUCGAUCUAGUGAAAAAGUGUGGCAAUUAUGUCCAUUUGAAGGUUUUUAGGUUAGAAGCGAUAACAUCCGCACUUGCUUCUGGCAUUAUUAAAGACAAAACAGUGACUGAUGAUCAGAAAGGGUAUAAAAAUCAUUCAUUCUCUGUUAGUAAAGGACUGAGAUCAAGAACGCCACCACCACCAAGAAAAUAUUCAAAUAUCCUGAAAAAACGCACAAGAGCUGUUAGUGAUUUUGGCGCUGUUGGUGAUACUUUACCCGAUUUAAAUAGCGAGGAUUUAUUAUCUAAUCUUAGAAGUGAAUCGAAAUUGGGAUAUUUACGGCCGGAAACUUCGUUGAAUGACGAGAUCGAGUGUGGAAUGAGAUACGACGUGCCGGUAGUAUCUAUGUACAAGUUCGAAGAUGUUGAUGAUGAAUUAAUCGACCAAUCUCCAAAACGAUCUAGUACAGCAACAUAUUUUCCAUUUAAGACAAAUGAAAAUGAUUGGUUGAAAAUGGGAAAGAGUGAUGUUGACCAACAAAAGAGCCCGUUCAACGACUGGAAAUCGGUGCAGAAUUAUAGAAAGAAACCAAAUCUUGAUUGGACUGACGACCUGGAUGACAUCGCGGAACCGUUGCCUUCCGAUGUUUCGAUGGUUAUCCUCGAGCGUAAUGGAUCUGGUAGUCUCGGUUUUCAAAUUGCAUCUAGCGGAGGUAUUGUGUAUGUAAAACAAAUCACUGCAGAACCAGCACUUUCAUGUCCUGAUAUUCAAGUGGGAGACAAAAUUAUAUCGGUCAAUCACGCGAAGGUGCAAAACCUAACGCAUCAACAAUUGGUGGACUUAUUAAGAAAGGGUGGUGACAGAGUGGUAAUAGGCUUACAAAACUCGGGCAAAGAAAUAUGUACUCGUGAUGAAGGCGAACAGAUUGUACGAGUUAUUUUGGAGAAGUCUCAUACGGGUUCGCUUGGUCUUAGUUUAGCAAAGAAAACUGGUUUUGAUGGAAUUUACAUCCGAAUGAUCAGCAGUGGUAGUGCUGCGGAUAUAGAUGGGACAUUGCAUGUCGGUGAUAAAAUUUGGAAAGUCAAUGGACAAUCAGUAAGUAGUUGUACACCAGGCGCCAUUGUUGAUUUACUGAAAGCUGCAAGUAAUCCCGUGGAAAUUGUUGUGAAACGAACCGUUGUUAAGUAA